AUGCAGAUAGGGAUUUCCCUCUUUCGCCACAAGACGAAACGUCACCGUCCUUACCUUCGCCCCCCGGAGCUGCUUCCGUUACCUUCGCGCUCUCGCUUCUUUCCUACACCCAAGGCCACAGAUGAUGCAGCUAAGCCGAAGCGCCGAACAACAAAGAAGGCUAAAAUCUUGGAUUGUAAGGACGAGGAUGUGUCAACUAAAUCGCCACAGAGAACAAAGAAAGCUACAAAGGAGCCAAAGUCGAAACCCCCAAAAACCGUCAAGACAGACUCCCUUGAUUCGCGGGACAAAGCUCCCAAAAAGGGCACGGUGACCGUGAAAGGUCGUCCACGAAAGAACGCAAAGAGCAAGGAGCUGGGUAACAUGACCCUAGCCGGCAAAGUGACCAAGUCGAGCAAUGAGCCUCAGAUGAAGAAGAGGAGCGAGAGUGAGAAAACAAUAAACCAACAAUCCCCGGAUGGCUCGUCUGAACAGUUCGGUUCUAAAAAGUUGAACGCACUGGAGGAAGACGAAGAGUUACAUUUGGAGAAGGCCAUGAGAAGAAGGGUGGACUGGACGCCGCCAAAGCAGGAUGGUCCUGGAAACGUUCUUGUGGUCGAUGAUGAUGAUCAGCUCGACCUCAAUGCCUCUCACCCUACCACGACUGGGCUCGGGAAGCUUCUAUCGGGUUAUAACUACUCUGAUUCAGGCUCGGAGACACGCAAACUCCCGACAGACACACUUAGCGGUGGUGUGACCAAGCGAAGGAGAAUAGAGUUGGUGGACCCUCAAGUUUACCAAAAAAACAAAAUCACAUUGAAUGAUGAAUCUUCGGCCCAGGAAGGAGACUCUUCUUCUUCGAGUGCCAAAGCUAAGAAGAAGCCAAAAACUCAGAAGCGUUUCACAACAUUGACGGCCCGAAUGACUGCCCAAUAUGCAGCCAAAGAUCCCGAAGACGCUCUAAUGGAAGAUAUCAUCACAGAUGUCAGUAAGCCAAAGUCUCGACGAAGCAAAGAAAAGACAACGGACAAAGGCCCUGUAUUCACCGUUCUGUCGCCUGAAGCUGCUGCCAAGUCGUUGGAUACUCAGGAUCUCAUGUUCGGGACCUGCAGUCAGUUGGAAAGAGAAGAUUCUCCUCAGGCGCUAAGGGAGAUGCAACAAGCUAUACGCGAAUCAGAGAGAAUCUACUCUAUGGAAAGAGAAGCAGGUACCGUCUCGAGAGUCGUAUCUCGUCGAGCUGGUGAACGAAAUCUGUGGUCUGUUGGUGCCCGUGACGCAGAAGGGUCUUUGAUACAAGCGGAGCCUCUGGAUAUGGUGGAUCUCACAAAAUCAGUUGAAGCUCCUCAAAAGAAAGACAUUGCCACCACCACAAUCAAGGCUCGUGUUCCAGCAGCUCGGGAUAAUGAUUGGCUCGACCUUGACCUUGGACCGCUUGAUACAUCGCCCGGGAAGACAAUGAAACAGUCAAAACAUGUGGCAAAGCCUAACCUUGCAAAUCAUGCUGAGCUAGUGGAGCGCCUUGGCGCCAAUUCAGCGAAAAGGACAAGUAAUCAACGAGCAGACUCUCAACAGCCUUCAAUGCCGCAUUACAAUGGCUUCACAGAUGCCGAGCUGUCCAGCCAGAUUGCCUCUUUUGGUUUCAAGUCCGUAAGAGGCCGCAAGAAGAUGAUUGAAUUGCUCCAAAAGUGCUGGGAAUCCAGACAUGGAAGCCCUGUCCCUGUGACACUGAGUCAAACCCCACAAGUCACCAACCCUAGAAAGACAGACUCUCAAACAAUACCCGUCAAGCCCAAAGGGAAAGCGAAGUCCAAGCAGAGCACCACCACCACGACCACUUUAACAUCAACGGCUAUAACGGAAAAUGCGGAGCUUGGUGUGGUUUCCUCACCAAGGAGCAUACGCAAGGACUCAAAGGCAGGGCACAAUACUCAACCGUCAUUUAUAGAUGUAGAGGAGAUCCAGGAUUCCGAAGAUGAUGUUUUCCUCUCCCCAAGUCAAGUGCAAAAGCGAUACACCGAGAUUUUCUCGAAAACCCCUAGCUCAAUCCGUGAGCCUUCCCUCGACAUCAUUACAAAGACAUCACUGUCUCAAAGCCCAAUCAAACGCAAGACGACGAUCACCAAAUCCUCACGCGCCACAAAGCAAGUGACGACUUCAACUUCCAAAGCCGACGAGACGGACUCUUCUAAGCGAGACAGCCUGGCAGACCUAUCUAUGCAGAUUACCAAAGCUGUAUGGCUUCAAUCCCAGUCCUCUCAUCCAUCAAUGCACACCGGUCGACUUCGCCCAACGUGGCAAGAAAAGAUUGUGAUGUACGAUCCCAUCAUCCUGGAGGACUUAACAGCCUGGCUAAACGUCGAAGGGCUUGAUUCAGUUGGAGAAGACCGUGAGGUCCAUACAGGGAUUGUGCGGGAGUGGUGCGAGAGCAAGGGGAUCUGCUGCUGCUGGAGGAGAAACGCAAGCGGUGACAAACGCGUUCUAUAUGAGCACCAAUUGAGUGCAUAA
Molecule: messenger RNA, 2484 nt
Organism: Penicillium maclennaniae
Lineage: Eukaryota; Fungi; Ascomycota; Eurotiomycetes; Eurotiales; Aspergillaceae
Gene: slx4
Product: protein slx4
Exons: 2
Coding region: 1-2484 (827 amino acids)
Biological process (GO): DNA replication; DNA repair
Cellular component (GO): Slx1-Slx4 complex; nucleus
Molecular function (GO): 5'-flap endonuclease activity
Source: RefSeq, a predicted model, not a curated record